AUGGUCUCUGAGACCCCUCCGCAACACAGCGAGCAGAGCUCAGCGCCUGCUACGCAGAAGGAAAAGCUGUUUGGCAGAAAAUUCUAUGAGAGCAUCGGUAGCCCCAAAUAUAUCGUUGCGCCCAUGGUCGACAGAUCUGAAUUUGCGUGGCGCAUGCUCACUCGAUCCUUCAUGCCUCCAGACGAGCCCAAGCCAAUGCUUGCAUACUCUCCAAUGUACCAUGCUCGCCUGUUCGGCGAACAAGAGCGCGUCCGAAACCAAAAUUUCCAACCUACUCGCAAGGUUGUCGGAGGAAAGAAGGAAGAUCUAUUCCUCGACGGAAACCCCGCAAUCGACCGCCCGCUCUUCGUUCAAUUCUGCUCAAACAACCCAGAUGAGUUUCUCGAGGCUGCUCGCCAUGUGGCACCAUACUGUGAUGCCGUGGAUCUGAACCUUGGUUGUCCCCAGGGUAUCGCGCGCAAGGGACACUAUGGAGCUUUCCUCCAGGAGGACUGGGAUUUGAUCUACAAGCUCAUUAACCGGUUACACACUGAGCUGUCGAUUCCUGUUACUGCCAAAUUCCGUAUCCAAGAGGAUAAGGAAAAGACCUUGGAAUACGCUAAGAUGAUUCUCUCUGCUGGCGCUAGCAUCAUCACCGUGCAUGGACGGAGGCGGGAACAGAAGGGCCACAUGACUGGACUGGCAGACUGGGAAUACCUGCGCUAUCUACGAGACAACCUACCCCCGGAAACGGUGAUCUUCGCCAACGGCAAUAUCCUUAACUACGACGACAUCGAGAAGUGUCUCGAAGCGACUGGCGCCGACGGCGUGAUGAGCGCGGAAGGAAACCUGUCAGAUCCCUCAAUAUUCAGCAAGCCACCCCCGAUUGGAAGUGAAGGACGAGAAUACUGGCGGGGCCGGAAUGGCAAAGGCGGUUACCGAAUCGAUGCUGUUCUACGACGAUACCUCGACAUCAUCUAUAAAUACGUUCUGGAGCAGCCUGUCCCAGAGAGGAAGCCUUUGUACCUUCCAUCCGACCCGGUUGAUGAAUUUGCUGAACCCGAGACGGAAGAUAAUGACCAUAACGACGGUCCCCUUAAGAAGAAGCAAAAGCGGAACAAAUCUGACAAGCUCAAGAAGCCCAACUCUGCCAGUCUUGGAUUCAUGCAAGCACAUCUGUUCCAAGUUCUCCGCCCCAUGGUUGCAACCCACACCGACGUCCGAGACGCGCUGGCGAGAUCACGACCGGGCGAUAUGGCGGCUUUUGAGCAUACUUUGGCUCUCCUAGAGAAAGCCAUCAAAGGUGGCCUCCAGGAGUAUGAAGCAUCACCCGAGAAGUUCGAGACCAAGCCCGACGAGAAUCUGACGGGAUCGAAAGCAACUAUUGCUGAAUAUGGACGACCUUGGUGGAUCUGCCAGCCUCAUGUCCGUCCUCUGCCCGAGGAAGCGUUCGAAACUGGAGCGCUUAGAGAGAAGGGCUCCAAGCCUGUUCCCAAGGGUGAAAAAGAACAAACAAAAGAAUCUGGGGAUGCCAAUACUUCUACCUCUGAGGGUACAGUCACCCCUGGCGACGGUGCUGCCGCGGCUGCGGCAAUCACACCUGAUGCUCUUGUGAGCGGAUGA
Penicillium arizonense is the source of this 1602-nucleotide messenger RNA. RefSeq names its product tRNA-dihydrouridine synthase family protein. Gene Ontology annotation, molecular function: flavin adenine dinucleotide binding; tRNA dihydrouridine synthase activity. The record is from RefSeq and is a predicted model, not a curated record. The coding region runs from base 1 to 1602 and encodes 533 amino acids. The transcript is spliced from 2 exons. Gene Ontology annotation, biological process: tRNA processing. Lineage: Eukaryota; Fungi; Ascomycota; Eurotiomycetes; Eurotiales; Aspergillaceae.